Onychostoma macrolepis is the source of this 1846-nucleotide messenger RNA. RefSeq names its product methionyl-tRNA synthetase 2, mitochondrial (gene mars2). Lineage: Eukaryota; Metazoa; Chordata; Actinopteri; Cypriniformes; Cyprinidae. The record is from RefSeq and is a predicted model, not a curated record. Gene Ontology annotation, biological process: methionyl-tRNA aminoacylation. Gene Ontology annotation, molecular function: methionine-tRNA ligase activity; ATP binding.
CAGCGCUGACCCGGAUGUUCUCUCGCGCGUCCGUCCGGGAGCAGCUGUCUCGUGAUGAGGUUUCAGUGCUGUAUUCUCGCUCGCGCCAGAACAAUAAAACUGAGAUUAUCCGGUCAUUCUCAACACGGAAGACUUCCGCGCGUCUCCAGUCUUUAUGACCGUCAGGCUUUGCGAUGCUUUUGCACAGAAAGCUCCAAACCAUAUUACAUCACAACUCCCAUCUUCUAUGUGAACGCGUCUCCUCACAUCGGUCACGUGCACUCAGCUGUCACCGCGGACUGUCUGCACAGAUACAAACUCUUAAAGGGAUACAACUCCAGAUUUGCCACAGGUACAGAUGAACAUGGUCUGAAGAUCCAGCAGGCAGCCAGUAAUGCUGGUCAAGAGCCUCUGAGCUUCUGCACUGAGGUUUCAGAGCGUUUCAAGCAUGUUUUCCAGAGAUGCAGUAUUUCAUACACGGACUACAUCCGGACAACAGAGCCAAGGCACAGACAGGCCGUUGAACACUUCUGGACGGUUCUCCAGAGCAAAGGCUUCCUCUACAAAGGCACUUAUGAAGGCUGGUACUCCACUCCAGAUGAAAGUUUUCUCACUCCAACUCAAGUUACUGACAGCACAGACUCGGAGGGAAGACCGAUCAAAGUAUCCACCGAGAGCAGCCACAAGGUGGAGUGGAUGAAGGAGGACAAUUACAUGUUCCGCCUCUCAGACUUUCGCGCCAAAUUACUUCACUGGCUGAGAUCGAACCCGAAGGUCAUCCAGCCGGUGAAGUUUCACGAUUUGGUUCUCCGGUGGCUGGAGGACGACAUCCCGGAUCUGUCAGUGUCUCGGCAGAAGAGCCGGCUCCAGUGGGGAAUCCCGGUCCCGGGCGAUCCAGAGCAGACCAUCUACGUUUGGCUGGAUGCUCUGGUGAACUAUCUGACGGUGGUCGGUUUCCCUCAGAAUCACUCUCAAUGGUGGACAGCGGUGCAUCACGUCGUGGGCAAGGACAUCCUCAAGUUUCACGCCAUAUACUGGCCGGCGUUUCUCAUGGCUGCAGGGUUGCCUCUUCCUCAGGUGAUAUACGUUCACUCGCACUGGACAGUGGAGGGAAAGAAAAUGUCCAAGAGUCUCGGAAACGUGAUCAACCCUUUGGACGCCAUUGAGAAGUUCAGUGUGGAUGGUUUGAGAUACUUUCUUCUCAGACAAGGCGUUCCUGAUUCGGACUGUGACUAUUAUGACGAUAAAGUCGUUAAGAUGUGCAACAGCGAGUUAGCGGAUGCUCUCGGAGGGCUGUUAAACCGCUGCACAGCUCCUCUUAACCCCACACAGGUGUAUCCUCACUUCUCCGACACCUGCUUCCCAAAGGAAGAGCUCGCUGGAAGAGCCGUCUCGGAUGAUUACAGAAUGAUGGAGGCUGUAUCGGCGCUUCCGGACUUAGUAGAGCAGCACUUUGAGAAUCUGCACGUCUAUAAAGCGCUGGAGGCCAUUAGCGCAUGCGUACGGCUCACUAACGGGUUUUUACAAAGACAUGCCCCGUGGAAGCUGGACCGGAACGAUCCCGGAGACCGGCGGUGGCUUGAUACAGUCCUUCAUGUGUCUCUAGAGUGCCUCAGGUUUUAUGGGAUUCUCCUGCAACCUGUGGUGCCGGGACUUGCCCAUAAAAUUUUAUCCAGGUUGGGAGUCGCGCCCGAGGAGAGAAGCUGGGAUUCUCUCAAAUUUUUGAUGAGAUAUGAAGGACGAGGCUUGGAAGGAAGAGCGCUGGGUCCUGAUUUGGGAGUGUUGUUUAGUCGUCUGGAGAGGAGUACGGUGAAACGGAAAACUCCCAAAAUGGCAACAACAGAAGACGAGUCAAAAUCUGAAUGAA